CUCUCUCUCUCUCUCUCUCUCUCUCUCUCUCCCCCCAGUCUUCCUCUUCUUCAUCCCUUCUUCUUGCCAAUGACACCAUGAACCCGUCCGCCGCUUGUUGCUAAGGAGGGAGCCAAGCCGGCGGAAAGGAGCGCAGCGGACAGGACCGGCCGCUCUUUGCUUUCUAAGGUUGGAUUUAGUUCCACCUGUGCUGUGGCUCCAUUCGUGGUCGUUGUUGUCAUAAGGCGUCGUCGCCCUUGGUCUGAGUGAAGAUGGCCGAGGGCUCCAAAGAGCGGGUCGGCGUGGGCCUCACGGAUCCAGAUGAGGACUCUCCAAACAUGAUUGUCUACAGAAAGAUUGAGAACAUCGUCUCAAGAAUACAAGAUGAGAAAGCUGGAGGUGUCGCCAUCCGUACUGUCAAAAGCUUCCUGUCCAAAAUCCCCAGUGUGGUAUCAGGGGUGGACAUUGUUCAAUGGCUGAUGAAAAAUCUCUCGAUAGACGAUCCAGCUGAGGCCAUCCACUUGGGAAGUCUGAUUGCUGCUCACGGCUACAUCUUCCCCAUCUCUGACCACGUCCUGGCGCUCAAAGAUGACGGCACCCUUUACCGCUUUCAGGUGACCGAAUCCCCACGUGCAUUCUUAGGCCAUCGGAAUAACAAGUCUCCGUACUACUGGCCUUCAAACUGCUGGGAGCCUGAGAACACAGACUAUGCCAUCUACCUGUGCAAGCGCACCAUGCAGAACAAAGCCAGGCUGGAGCUCGCCGAUUAUGAGUCUGAGAACCUUGCCCGACUGCAGCGGGCUUUCGCCAGGAAGUGGGAGUUCAUCUUCUUGCAGGCCGAAGCUCAAGUCAAAAUUGACAGAAAGAAGGACAAGGCAGACAGGAAGGUCCUGGAUAGCCAAGAGAGGGCCUUCUGGGAUGUCCAUCGACCAGUGCCAGGCUGCGUCAACACCACCGAGAUGGACAUCCGCAAGUGUCGCAGAGAAAAGAACCCACACAGGGUGAAAAGGUCAGUUUACGGGGUGCCAGAUGACAGCCAGAGCCAGCCAAGUCCAGUUCACAUCAGCUCUACGCCAGCCAGAAAACUCACCCAAGAGGACGUUGAGAAGGAGAUCAGCUUCCUCAACCUCCAGCUUGGCCGCCACUGCAUGAAGGUUUCCAAAGUGGCCGAGAGUCUCAUGGGCUACACCGAGCAGUUCUUGGAGUACGACCCGCUUGUAUCGGCCGUUGAGCCCUCCAACCCCUGGAUCAGUGACGACACCACCUUCUGGGACCUGGAGGCAAGUCACGACCCCACCCAGCAGCGAGUGAAGAAGUGGGGCUUCUCCUUGGAGGAAGCGCUCAAAGACCCAGCAGGAAGAGAUCAGUUCCUGAAGUUCCUGGAGACUGAAUUUAGCUCGGAGAACUUGCGAUUUUGGUUGGCAGUGCAGGAUCUGAAGCGCCAGCCGUUGCAGGAUGUCCCCGCCAGAGCGCAGGAGAUCUGGCAGGAGUUUCUAGCCGAGGGGGCGCCAAGUUCUAUCAACCUGGACUCUCACAGCUUUGAGCGCACCAGCCAAAACCUGAAAGACCCCGGGCGCUACAGCUUUGAGGAUGCUCAGGAGCACAUAUUCACACUCAUGAAAAGUGACAGCUAUGCACGCUUUUUGCGAUCCGGCAUCUACCAAGACCUCCAGUUUGCUAGAAAGAAGCAACAACCUGCAGACCCUGAACAAGGCCGCCGCACCUCCUUGGAGAAGUUCACGCGCAGUGUGGGCAAGUCAUUGACUGGCAAACGUCUAUCGGGGUUGAUGCAGUCAUCCUGACACACUCUGUUUGUGGGGGGCACUUUGAGCUCCUUAAUGGGGGGCAACCAAACGGGACUGGGCUGGUCGUCAGAACUCAAACGCCACCACUAUACAACUCACGCAGCACUGGGCCGGCCUACUGGGAUGGGAUCCAAGGCCAGAUGCAACCAAACGGGACUGGGCUGGUCGUCAGAACUCAAACGCCACCACUAUACAACUCACGCGGCACUGGGCCUACUGGGAUGGGAUCCAAGGCCAGACUCGGUGACUGGAAAUGAGCGCUGACAGGAGGGGAAGUACCACGUGACACUUCAACGAAGCCUCUUUAAACAACGGGUUAUUUGGUGGAUAAGCGGAUACAUUUAUAUUUUAUAUCGCUGUUUACUGUGUAUGUCUGUCUUAUUAAAAGCACAUUUGGAAAAUAAA
Molecule: messenger RNA, 2189 nt
Organism: Hippocampus comes (tiger tail seahorse)
Lineage: Eukaryota; Metazoa; Chordata; Actinopteri; Syngnathiformes; Syngnathidae
Product: regulator of G-protein signaling 6-like
Exons: 18
Coding region: 252-1781 (509 amino acids)
Biological process (GO): G protein-coupled receptor signaling pathway; regulation of G protein-coupled receptor signaling pathway; positive regulation of GTPase activity
Cellular component (GO): neuron projection; cytoplasm
Molecular function (GO): GTPase activator activity
Source: RefSeq, a predicted model, not a curated record